Messenger RNA from Pistacia vera, 1487 nucleotides. RefSeq lists its product as uncharacterized. The coding region runs from base 47 to 1036 and encodes 329 amino acids. The record is from RefSeq and is a predicted model, not a curated record. The transcript is spliced from 7 exons. NCBI's taxonomy places the organism in Eukaryota, Viridiplantae, Streptophyta, Magnoliopsida, Sapindales, Anacardiaceae.
UCAGAUAAAGGAGAUUGGUCGGAGGAAAAAGGAGAUAGUGCAUGCCAUGGAAUAUUAUGAUUUUCCAGAUGAAAAAAUACAAUGGACAAAGUUAUAUCAGAAGCCCUCUUCUAGUGGUAAAUCGACGGUGAUAAAAAGGCAAUUAAUGGUUCGCCCUCACUUUCCUCCUGUGUAUCGUGAAUGUCAAAGGCCUGAUCUCAAUACCAUUUCAGAAGUAGUAGUCAUUGUCAGAGAUGUAUGGAAGGUGGGAGAUUUGGUUGAUUGGUGGGCUGAUAAUUGUUAUUGGUCUGCUAGGAUAACGAAAAUAUUAGGGGACGGGAAGGCCCGGAUUGAUUUGCCACAACCUCCUCUGGGUGAGGGAUCAUCCUAUGAAGUUUCCUGCAGCGACCUACGCCCAUCCUUGGAUUGGUCUCCGAAUGAUGGCUGGACUGUUCCUAUUCCUGAGAGAGAAGGCUGUGCUCGGUUAAUCAAGCCUGUGAAUCAAGGAGGCUUGGUAAAGUCGAUUGCCCAUUCUGUUGAUGAAGUGAGAAAGGAUGCUCAGACAACAGCUGAAGGGUCAACUGAUUUUAAUGCGUCAUUCUCUUCUCAUGUUUCAGCUAGUUCACUACCCCCUAUAGAAAUAUCAGAAAGACUUGCGAAGCGACCUUUUGGUCCUCCUGCAUGCCAGGAAAUUCGUACACUGGAAAAAAAGAUGGGCUUUGAUGUGUUAGAUGCUGGUAAUGGAAAAUCUAGUUAUUCAGAUAGUGUGUCAAGUUCACAUGUUCGAGAUGCAACGGCUGAAAUGGCAGGAACUGCUGCUGAGAAAGACAGUUGUCAGAAUAGUGGAUCAUCAAAGAAGGCAAGAAAUGAUGGAACCAUUCCUUUAAAUUCUUUGUGUUCUGAUACAAUAGAAGCAGCAAUCUUAGAUUUGGAGGAGCUUGUAAACCGGGUGAAAUGGAUUAAGGGUAUUUUACAGAUGAGGAAUAAUCCUCCAUUAAAUGCUCUGCGGCCUUCAUGGAAAUUUUUGGAACAUUGUUCAUCGUCAUCACCAAAAUGAUUCCCUUCUCACAGAAAGAAAUUGCGCUAGUGUCGAGGCUACGUUGAAUCUACAGUCAAGCUGGGACGUGCAAUGCCUGCAUAUAAUUAUACUGACUUCUCACUACCACACAUCUUAGAGGGGAAACUAAUUUAGCAGAGGAAGGAUUGUGAUGGAAGUAUCAAUUCCUGAAGAUGUAUACCCUUACAGUGCGAGCUGUCAGAUCUGGUGAUUUGUUUUCGUUGGAUUGAACAUAGCGUCUAUCUUUUGCCUGCUAUUGCUGCCGCUCCGUAUUGUUCUGCAAACCUCUAAGAAAAUUCAGAGUUAGGGGAGGGUUACUUUUAAUAUUCAAAUACAUGAAUAUACAUUUUGUGUAUAUAAUCCUUUCAAAUUUUAUAUUUUUGGCGAAAGCAUGGUCUUAUAACAAGCUUUUUGGAUUCCAUAUUUUACUUUUAGUUGUCCUAUUUACAAU